Messenger RNA from Mytilus californianus (California mussel), 5555 nucleotides. RefSeq names its product 2-oxoglutarate dehydrogenase complex component E1-like. The transcript is spliced from 20 exons. Gene Ontology annotation, biological process: tricarboxylic acid cycle. Lineage: Eukaryota; Metazoa; Mollusca; Bivalvia; Mytilida; Mytilidae. The record is from RefSeq and is a predicted model, not a curated record. Gene Ontology annotation, molecular function: oxoglutarate dehydrogenase (succinyl-transferring) activity; thiamine pyrophosphate binding. Gene Ontology annotation, cellular component: mitochondrion; oxoglutarate dehydrogenase complex. Bases 369 to 3353 code for a protein of 994 amino acids.
CAUCUUUUACAGAUAGACGGUUUCGUGACGUAAAUUUCGGAUUUUCCCCACCGUUAUUGCUCAAGACUGGCAUUGAAAAAGGUCACCUGAAAAGGUCCUCUAACAACCAAACUCAAGUCAAGGACAAACAGAAAAUAGACCGACAAUAGUGUUUUUUUUGUGUCCUUUAGAACGGUCACCAGUUUGUCAUUUCUUCGAGACACUUACAUAUGAUAUUACGCAAAAUUACGUAAGGAUAUUGUUCAAUGGAAAUUUAUUAAAUCGUUUGAUUGCCAUCAGGCUUUUGAUGUGUUGAUUAGAAAUCUGGAGCGACACCUGAAUUUUGAUUUAAGACAUAAUAUAAGACAUUUUCACACACUAAAGACGUCAUGUAUCGUGUGAAGACUAUAGCUUCUGGUCUCACUAGGCCAGCACUGUAUCAAGUGAAGUGUCUGCAUCACCAAAGAUUUGCAGAAGUGACAGGUGUACCAUUCAGGAAAUAUGCUUCAAGUGCACAGGCUGAAUCAUUUCUUAAUGGAAGUUCAGGAAGUUAUGUUGAAACAAUGUACGAGUCUUGGCAAAAAGACCCAAAUAGUGUGCACAAGUCCUGGAAAGCAUAUUUUGAAGGCCAGGAGUUUGUCAGACCACCAUCUUUAGGAGGCAGUGUUGCACCUUUCUCUUCAUUUACAAGUAAAGAUAUCAAAGACAAUCUGGAAGUUGGCAAACUAAUAGAGGCUUAUCAGAGAAGAGGUCACAAUAUUGCAACACUGGAUCCCCUAGGUCUACUGGAUGCAGAUUUAGAUCCAGAAAUCCCUAAAGAGCUAUUACUGAGUAGUUAUCACUGGGAGGAGAGUGAUUUGGAGAGAAAAUUUACCCUGCCAACAACAACCUACAUUGGAGGGAGUGAAACAGAAAAGCCACUAAAGGAUAUCAUUGAGAGGUUGAAGGAAGUUUAUUGUGGCCAUAUUGGAAUAGAGCUGAUGCAUCUGAAUAAUAAAGAGCAAAUUGACUGGAUCAAACAAAAGUUUGAAAUGCCUGGUAUAGUGAGGCUUACCAAAGAGGAGAAAAAUACCAUAUUAGCAAGACUGCUUAGAUCUCAAAAAUUUGAAGAAUAUUUAGCAAAGAAAUGGUCAUCAGAAAAAAGAUUUGGUUUGGAAGGCUGUGAAGUUUUGAUACCUGCCAUGAAGACUGUCAUAGAUACUUUAAGUGACAGAGGAGUAGAUGACUUCAUCAUUGGUAUGCCACAUAGAGGAAGACUCAAUGUACUGGCUAAUGUGUGUAGAACACCAUUGGAGAGGAUAUUUGGUCAGUUUGAUCCUGAUUUGGAAAGAUUUGAAGAAGGGUCUGGGGAUGUCAAGUACCAUCUGGGAAUGUCAAUACAGAGACUGAAUCGUGUCACAAAUAAGAAUGUAUCACUGUCUUUGGUUGCUAACCCAUCACAUUUAGAAGCAGUUGAUCCUGUUGUACAAGGAAAGACUAAAGCCAAGCAAUUCUAUAGAGGGGAUAGUGAGGGGAAAAAGGUGGUCAGUAUGUUACUGCAUGGUGAUGCUGCUUUUGCUGGACAAGGAGUAGUUUUUGAGACUUUCCAUCUGAGUGACCUUCCAGAUUAUACCACAAAUGGAACAAUCCACAUUGUUGUCAAUAAUCAGAUUGGAUUUACAACAGAUCCCCGAUCAGCCAGAUCAUCAGCAUACUGUACCGAUGGAGCUCGUAUGGUAAAUGCUCCUGUCUUUCACGUUAAUGCUGAUGACCCAGAUGCUGUGGUUUACGUGUCCAAAGUAGCAGCAGAAUGGAGGGCAGAGUUUGGAAAGGAUGUAGUAAUUGAUUUGGUUUGUUAUCGUAAGAAUGGUCACAAUGAAACAGAUGAACCAAUGUUUACUCAACCAUUAAUGUACAAGAAGAUAGCUGUACAGAGGCCAGUUUUAGACCAAUAUGCAGAAAAACUAAUCAAAGAAGGAGUUGUCACCACAAAGGCGUAUGAGGAGGAAAUAGAGAAGUAUAACAAAAUCUGUGAAGAAGCAUUUAUUCAUAAAAAGGAUCAUAAGAAAGGGGAAUGGUUAGAUUCACCAUGGGAAAAUUUCUUCAAAAAAGAAGAACCUGGUCAGGAACGUUGGAUGAUGAUCAAACCAAACACAGCUGUCCCUGAAGAGAAACUCAAUCACAUCGGAUUGAAAGUUAGUUCUGAGCCAGAGGAUGUUACCAUUCAUUCAGGUUUGAAAAGAAUAAUGAAAACAAGAAAACAGAUGGUUCAAAAGAGACAGGCUGACUGGGCUUUGGGUGAAGCCUUGGCCUGGGGAUCAUUACUGAGUGAGGGAUAUCAUGUUAGAUUAAGUGGACAGGAUGUAGAGAGAGGAACAUUCAGCCAUCGACAUGCUGUAUUGUUUGAUCAGAAUGUUGACAAGAAAAAAAUUGUACCACUGAAUCACUUAUAUCCAAACCAGGCUAAGUUCCAAGUUCACAACAGCUCACUGUCAGAAUAUGGUGUACUGGGAUUUGAAUUAGGAUAUUCCUUAGAAAAUCCUUAUACAUUGGUGAUAUGGGAGGCUCAGUUUGGUGAUUUUGCCAACACAGCACAAUGUAUAAUUGAUCAGUUUAUUAGCAGUGGUAAAGACAAAUGGACAAGAGAAAGUGGCAUCACUUUACUGUUACCACAUGGUUAUGAUGGCAUGGGACCAGAGCAUUCCAGUGGCAGAUUAGAAAGGUUUCUGCAAAUGUCUAAUGAUGAUGGAGAUCAUUUUCCUCCUGAAAACGAGGAUUUUGUGACGCAACAAUCGCAUGAAAUUAACUGGUUUGUAUGUAACUUUACAACUCCAGCCAAUUUCUUCCAUGCUAUGAGGAGGCAGAUACUUUUACCAUUCAGACGACCACUGAUUGUCAUGUCACCUAAAAGUUUGCUACGACACAAGGAUGCCAUGUCUAGCUUCGAUGAUAUGAAUGAAGGAAGUAGUUUCCGUAGAGUUAUACCAGAGGAAGGAGCUGCUUUACAGAACCCCACCGGUGUGAAGAAGUUGAUCUUCUGUAGUGGCAAAGUCUAUUAUGAUCUGAUUUAUGAACGAGAAAAGAAGGAAUUAAAUGAUCAGAUAGCUAUUGCAAGAAUUGAACAGAUUUCCCCAUUCCCAUUUGAUCUUGUGAAGGAAGAGAUACAGAAGUAUCCCAAGGCCAGUAUUAACUGGGUACAGGAGGAACACAAAAAUAUGGGAGCAUGGUUUUAUGUAGAACCCAGAAUUAGGACUGUCCUGCAUAAACUUGAUAUGUCUAAUGCUACUAUUGGAUAUAGUGGGCGGGAACCAGCAGCAUCCACAGCAGCAGGAUCUAAACGCAGUCAUUUAUUACAGUUGGCGUCUUUCCUGAACGAAGCUGUCAGUCUGUCAUAAUGAUGACCUUAAAAACACACUUACCAGGAUAUAUCAAAUCAUAAACAAAAGAAAUUUGUGAUAAAUGGAAAGAUUUGAUGUACACAAUAUAGAACCGUCUCCAUAAAAAUCAUCAGUUUGGGUAUUUUAAUAAUCAACUAUUCUGGGUGAAUGCAGUUGUAAUCUAUUGUUUUAGCUUAACUUGUAAAUUGUAUUCAUUCUGUACAUACCUUUAUAUAAAAUGUCUAUUUUAAUGUCAGAUAUAAACUGCAGGGCAGAUGUACACUUGUUAUUAAAACUAAAAAUCUCACAGUUUUGUAAGAUUUCCUUUGAUGUGAAUCAAACAUGUUUUUUAAACCUAUUUUUAUACCUUAUAUUUUCUACCUUACUGAAUUGUUUAUGAUAACUACUGUACAGCCAGAAGUCAAUGUGAAUAAUAUCCCAUAAACAAAUACAUCAUAAGUUUACCAUUUUAUUAGGUAUUUAUAGAAGAAGAGUCAGUGAAAAUGUUUUACACAAGUUUUGAAGUUUAAAAAGGGGAAAUAUUGAAGGGGUAAACGAUGAAUUAUUUGUGUUUGAUGGACAUGGUAGUCUGUCUUGUGUCUGUUUUCUGUCUCUGUUGUCAGAUAUAUUUAUUUAUGUACAGAUGUAAGUAUUCGGUACAAGCUAAUUUAAUUGUUGGUACAUGAAGUUCUUACUCUAUGAUGAAAUCAUCAUUUGUAAUUUGAGGAACCUUCAUAAAGAACAUGGAGUGUUAUUUCUUUCAGUAACAACUUUAGAGGCUGUAGUAAAUUAUAAAUGUUUCCAAGACUUAUGUAAUCUCUAAAAAAAUAUUGGAAUUUCAGACAUGUUGAUAUAUUUUUAUCCAGAUUACUAUACUAAAAAACAACCAAAAAAAAGACUGUGAUAAAGAUAAAAAGAUAACAAAGGUUUGUGAAGGGGAAGUUAGUUCUAGGCGGUGGUUUUAUUAGAUGGUUAGGGUUUAUAAAGGGACACAUAUACAAACCAAGUAAUUCCUCUCACAACUUUCAUUUCAUAGUCAGAGGAAUUAUUCAAAUGGCAUUAAAAGUGACAUUUAUUAAAUGUCAUAUAUAUAUAUAUAUAUAUAUUAUAUGAUAUAAUGGUUGGAAAUCAUAAAAAAAUAUAGUUUGUUUAUUUCAAAAAGAUUCAAAUUCUACAAUUUAUGAUAUGUUCGAAUUAUAUUUCAUGUUUGACAAUUUUUUUAGUUAAAAGGCAAAGUUUUCUUUUCUUUCUGUGAAUGGUGUGCCUUUAUGUAGAUUUUUGUUUUUAUUCUGGUGCUGUACUUACCGUUAUCUUGAUAUAGAUCUGCAAAUACACUCAUUAUCAUUAUAUUACAACACCAUUCAAAAAUAUUGGACAUUUCUUUGUGCCAUUUGACACUAUAAAAUGAAAACAGUCAAGUGUGAUAAUUUUGUUUAUUUGAUAAGUAUGUGUGUUUUGUUAAGUUGAACCAGUUAAAUGCACUUAUUUAUGGGACAGAUGAAAUUAUCAAUGAAAGUUGAGGUCAGUUCAGCAUUACUGUGUGCCAAGUUUGAUAUUUUCAUGAGAAUGUAUUAGAAUUGUAUAGAAAAAUUAAAUGUACAGAUACUCUUGAUAUUGACCUUGAAAUUUUCUUGAUGUCUGCACCGAUUAUAGUACCAAAUAUGACUUGAGAAUUAGGACUCUUAAAGAAUAUAUAUUCAUACUUAAAUUGGUAUUAAAGGAUUUUUCUAUUCGGCACAUGUAUCAAAAUUAUCCUUAGUGAUUCAUUUUGCAUUUAGGUGAAAUGUUCACACAGAUAUUUAAUUUUCCUGUAUGAUGCAAACCAAAACUGACCCUCUUUCAAGAAAGUAGAGAAGUCAACUUGCAACCAGCUUAAGGUCAGGUCAGCUACACCUUUUUAUAGUGUCAAGCUUGAUUUUUUUUAUAGUAAAAGAAGGGUAGCAUAUGUUCAGAAUAAAGGUGAAUAAAACAUCAUAUUAAGAUUUAAAAAUGACUUCAAAUCAAAUUUAAGCAAAAUCAAGCAGAAAAACUUUUAUCAUUGUGAAUGAUAUAGACAUUACUCUUCCAAUAACCACAUUUUCAUGCUAAGAUAAUUGUUUUUGUUUUUAUAAUAGUUAAUUUAUUACUUUGUUUAUCUUGCUUUGUUUGUCAACUAUGAAUUAGGCCUGGAAAGAAGAUAUAUUGUUCGACAAUUUUUAACAAUAAAAAUAUGUUCCAUUA